Dictyostelium discoideum AX4 is the source of this 2823-nucleotide messenger RNA. RefSeq names its product inositol 5-phosphatase (gene Dd5P1). Gene Ontology annotation, molecular function: phosphatidylinositol-3,4,5-trisphosphate 5-phosphatase activity; phosphatase activity. Gene Ontology annotation, cellular component: membrane; cytoskeleton. The coding region runs from base 1 to 2823 and encodes 940 amino acids. The record is from RefSeq and is a predicted model, not a curated record. The transcript is spliced from 2 exons. Gene Ontology annotation, biological process: phosphatidylinositol dephosphorylation. NCBI's taxonomy places the organism in Eukaryota, Evosea, Eumycetozoa, Dictyosteliales, Dictyosteliaceae.
AUGGUAUUAAGAGGUAGAGCAGGUUCAAUGACACCUCAAGUCAAUUUUAAUAAAUUAAGUGGUAGUGGUAAUAUUGAAGAAAGAAAUAAUAAUCAAUCAUCAUCACAAUCACAAUCAUCACCAUCACCAUCACAAUCACCAUCACUACAACAAAAUCAAUUAAAUAGUAGUAAUGGAAUGAAUAAUAAAGUUAAAAAUUUACUUGAUUUGGAAAAUUAUUAUAAAUCUAUAAAAAAGAAUAUUACAGAGAAUCAAUUUGAAUUUUCAAUUAAAAAAAAAGAAAAAAAUAGGACAUUAUUAGUUAAUUUAAAAGAUAAAAGUUUGACAAUUUUUAAAUUAUCAAAACGUGGGAAUAAAAAAAAUAUAAAGAAAUAUUUAAUUUCUGAAAUUGAAAAAAUUACAAAAGAUAAAAAAGAUAAUAAAGAAUUAAUAGUUUUUAGAAGGAGUAAAAAAAAAGAAAUGAAAUUAUAUUUUUUAAAUACAGAAAGAAGAGAAUGUUUUUAUGAAUUAAUAUGGAUGACAUGGAAUAAUAAAAUUAUGCCACCAACACCAUUAAGUGGCGAAGAAGAUGUUGAGGAAAAAGCUCAAUAUGAAAAGAUUAGUAUAUUUAUUUCAACCUGGAAUAUGGGUGAUGCGCCACCACCAAUUAAUGAAGGUUUAUUAAAUAGUUGGAUACCAAAAUCAAAACCAUAUGAUUUAUAUGUUAUUGGUGUUCAAGAAUGUGAAUAUACUCCAUUAAAAUCAAAACAUAAACAAACCCAAUUAAAUCAACCACAACAACAACCUCAACCACAACCCCAACAGGCACAAGCACAACAACAACCACAACAACAAAAUCAAUCACAACAACAAUAUUCAGAAUGUCAAGAAGAUUGGUUUGGUACAUUAUCAGAACAUUUAGGACAUGAUUAUUAUAAAGUUGAAAGUACAUCAUUAGUUAAAAUGAGAAUUAUUAUAUUUGCAAAGAAACAACAUUAUUAUAAGAUUAAUUAUAUUGAGAAAGCAUCAAUUGGUACAGGUAUUGGUAAUAUGUAUGGUAAUAAAGGUGGAACAUGUAUAUCAUUGUCAUGGUGGGAAACAUCAUUUUGUUUUAUGUCUUCACAUUUUGCAGCACAUCAAGAAAAGAUUGAACAAAGAAAUUCAAAUUAUAAAGAUAUCAUCAAAGGCAUUAAAAUUGGUAAUAAGGAAUUGGACAUUUUAAAUCAAUAUAAUUAUGUAUUUUGGAUGGGUGAUUUAAACUAUCGUAUUGGUGGUGGCUUAUUUAGAGAGGAGGUGCUAAUGCAUAUAAAGAGUAAAAACAUUAGAAAACUAUUACAACACGAUCAAUUGAAUCAACAAAGAAAUCAAGAGAAAGUUUUCAUAGGCUUUAAAGAAGAGCCAGUCGGAUUCCUCCCAACUUAUAAAACCCUCAGAGGAGUGGAGAAUCAAUACACCGAGGAGAAGCAACGUAUACCCAGUUGGUGUGAUCGUAUUCUCCAUAAGAAGCUACCCUACUCUCAUGAUAUCAUUUGCUUGGAAUACAACUCUGCCAAUAGGAUCACUACUAGUGAUCAUGUGCCAGUGUAUGGGGUCUAUGAAUCGUACGUUAGAAUGCCCUGUUCGCCCAAUAGUAGCAGUUGCUCCAAUGUUAAGAAACAAAUUUGUCAAAUCCUAUUCAACGAUUUACGUGCAGAGUGUUUGGAUAUGGUUGACAAUGAGGAGAGGGCACCCGAUGCCUAUAUCGUUUUCAAUUCCUCUGCUUUCAUAGCCACCGAAAUCACUACCCCUCAUGCCUACAAAAAUAGAAAUCCAAUUUGGGGCGAUUUACCACCAAUCACUCCAAUCAUUGAAAGACAAAACUUUUUAGAAACUCAACAUCUCUUUCUUACAUUUUAUCACGAUGAUAAAUCCAUUGGUCAUGCUGCAGUUCCUCUGGGUAUUGGCUUUCAAAAGGAACCUUUUGCUUUUAAAACUAGAAUCACUAGAAAUGGUUUACCAGCUGGUACCCUAUUUGGUUCAAUUCAUAUUGUUUAUCAACAAAUUUCUGAUUCAAAAUUAAAAAUCUCUCCAAAUCUAUUAGGUAAAUCAACUCCUGAUACUUUUAAAUUUUAUCAACAAUCAUUACCUUUACCAAUACCACAAAUUAAUAAUAAUAAUAAUAAUAAUAAUAAUAAUAAUAAUAAUAAUAAUAAUAAUAAUAAUAAUAAUAAUACUAGUGUUGGCGGUAGUGGCAGUAGUGCUAAUAAUUCAACUCCACCAUUACCACCAAAAAAUUAUUUAAAUAAUAAUAAUAAUUCAAAUAAUAACAAUUCAAGUAAUAAUAAUAAUAAUAAUAAUAAUAAUAAUAUUGGUUAUACUAAUAAUGCCAAUAUUAAUAAUAAUGGUUCUGCAGUAUCUGAACCAAAUUCAAAUACUUCAACACCAAUACUAACCCCAAUUAAAAAUUACCAACAACCUCAACCAUCUCUACAAUCUCAACAAUUACCACCACAACCAACUACAACAACUACAACAACUACCACGACUACAACUACAACAACGACCACUACUCAAACAAUUAAACCAUUACCAAAUAAUCAACCAGUUCAACUUAGAGAAUAUCUUUCUCGUGGUUUAUCAACUGCAAGUAUAGAGUUGGAUGAUUUGACAAUGAAUGAUAAUGCUAUCAUUCAAUCGCAAUCAUCAAUUUCAACUUCAUCUGUAACAACAAUUAACGAUAAUAAUAAUAAUAACAAUAAUACCAGUAAUAAUACCAGUAAUAAUAGUAAUAAUGCUGAUGGUGUUGAUGAUAAUAUUCGUCCUCCAUUAGAAAGACAAUCUAGUCAAUUAAGAAGAAGUGUAUAA